AUGCAUCAAGGAAAUGCUAGCGCUCAACAGGACUCGUUGCUUUACAUCGACAAGGCGAUAGAGGCUCUCAAUUGCCAUAAUGCCUUUUGCCGUAAAAACGAAAACAUUUUGGAUUGUAACGCAGAGUUAUACUCCAAGGUCGUUCUCUUGAAAUUCCAGCUGCUAUUUCAUCAGCUGGAUGCAUCCACGCAGGCGGACAGGCCAAAUAUCAUCUCUUCCAUCAAACAGCAUCUUUGCUCGUUAUCAUUUUGCCUGCUCACCAGCGGCAUCACAGACCAUUUGUCGGUCGUGCUUUUCGACUGCAUCCACUUGCUUUUCAACUCAAAGGCAUAUGAAGACGCCAAGGCCAUCACGGAGUGUCUGCAACUGCUUUCAUACAAAACAAAUUGCAUUGAAAAUCUUGCCACUUCCUAUGAAAUCUCCGUCCUAUUAAGUUGCAUUCUGAACGAUUACCACGCAUCCAAGAACUUUGUUCAGGAAUUGUCACGAAUCAAAACCACCGAGCAUGCGCAACCAAAGCUGUUGAUCUUAAUACUGCACGUGCAGACGAUCGCAAAACUCAAUGCCGGCGAUUCGGUUGCACAGAUAUUUUCUAUCAUGAAUGAUGUGGCUAGCCUUUCUCAGGCCAGCGAAGAGCUCUAUUAUGCAUUCCACGAAGUGCUGAUUGAAAAUAUCCCUUUGGUUGACAUUCCGUUCGCUUUACACAUGAUGUGCGGCUUUCUUGGAAAGAGAGGGAGCUCCGUUUGCUAUGUUUCCUUGUGUCUGGAGGUGAUGGUCUCGUACCUUGUAAACAUUUAUGAUCAUUUUGAUGAACAUUGCUUUUCCAGUGCUGCACAAGUAGUGUUCGCAGCAAUUUUGGACCUACUCGACCAAUGUAAGCCACAUCAUAUUCAAGGCGCUAGUGCACAAGUGGAUCCAAACGGUCAUGCACCAAUUGGAUGA
Mitosporidium daphniae is the source of this 942-nucleotide messenger RNA. RefSeq lists its product as uncharacterized. The record is from RefSeq and is a predicted model, not a curated record. The coding region runs from base 1 to 942 and encodes 313 amino acids. Lineage: Eukaryota; Fungi; Microsporidia. The transcript has 2 exons.